Messenger RNA from Maniola jurtina (meadow brown), 2649 nucleotides. It is a transcript of the gene PIG-Z, whose product is annotated as GPI mannosyltransferase 4. Bases 77 to 2035 code for a protein of 652 amino acids. Gene Ontology annotation, biological process: GPI anchor biosynthetic process. The record is from RefSeq and is a predicted model, not a curated record. Gene Ontology annotation, molecular function: alpha-1,2-mannosyltransferase activity. The transcript has 3 exons. Lineage: Eukaryota; Metazoa; Arthropoda; Insecta; Lepidoptera; Nymphalidae. Gene Ontology annotation, cellular component: endoplasmic reticulum membrane.
UAUUAAUUAUUAAAUUAACGAUGAAUAAGUAAAUUAUCUUAUAAAUUUUAUCAACAUCUAGAGGCGCGAAGAUAACAUGUUUUUAAAAUCAGACUUAUUUAAGGCUAUCGCUUUCAAGAACCCUGUGAAACUACCAUUGUCUUACUGGUUACUGGUUGGAAUAAGAUUUGUGCUAACUUUAUUGCCCCAAAGUGGAUAUAUACAUCCAGACGAAUUUUUUCAAAAUGUAGAGGUCAUUGCAGGAGAUAUCUUCACAAUCGAUGUGGCCCGAACCUGGGAAUUCAACCCAAAGUUCCCAAUACGAAAUAUUUUAGUGCCGAAAUUAAUACUUGGACCUCCUUUGCAUCUUAUUCAUAUAGCAAAUCCUUAUACAAAAUAUUACCUCAAUAUUGAUUUACGAUCUCCUUACUUCUUACUCACCAUUCCAAGGUUAUUUAUAUGCUUUCUUUCACUUAUAAACGAUUAUUGUUUAUACAGAAUAUGUGUUUUAUAUGGACAGAAUUUUAGGAAUAGGCUAAAAGUGUUUGCAAGUUCUUAUGUUGUUUUAGUAUACUGCUGUCGCAGUUUUUCAAAUGCAUUUGAAAUGAUGUUUUUUUCUAUACUUCUAUUACUGGUAGCUGAAUGUAUGUACAAAUCUGAUAAGGUUAUUUAUCACAAUGAGUUUUUAAAUGAGAAGUAUGAUCAGGCAACAACAGCAGUGGAAAAGGUGAAGAUAUUUAAACUGAAAACACAUUUGCCCCACCACUCACUAAAUCAUGUAGCAAUACUGGCUACUGUUGUUGUUAUAGGAAUCUUCAACCGCCCUACAUUCGUAGGAUUUGCAUUCCCUCCUAUAUUCUUUUGGUUACAUCGAGGAUUAGGGUCUAAGGUCAUUGGUUUUAAAGACUUCCACUAUAGAAUUUUUAUGUUGAUUCUGUCUGGUAUACCAAUUUUUUUGCUACUAAUUGUGAUAGACUCCAGUUAUUACGGUUAUUUGACGAUGGCAGAUAUCGAAAGUUUAAAGUUAUCUUGGGACAAUUGGGUAGUGACUCCAGUUAACUUUCUGAGAUAUAACUCAGACCUGAAGAAUCUGGAUGCUCAUGGACUACACCCACGCUGGCUCCACUUAGCUGUCAAUAUACCACUUUUGUUCAAUGUUCUGGGAGUGAUGGCUUUCUUGAUAUUGGUGAUUCAAACUAACAGAUUUAUACGUGGCCAGUACAGCAAAUUACCAAGAAUACAAAGCAUCACAGGGCUGAUGUUAUUCUCUCUCGUCAUUCCCGUAGCCAUACUGUCACUGUUCCCGCACCAAGAGGCUCGCUUCAUCAUACCGAUUCUCACCCCACUGGUAUAUCUAUAUGGAAACUACUUUUACCCCAACGAUAGUGAUGGACCCAACUUUAAACAGUUAAAGAAAACCCUGCUAUAUGUAUGGUAUGCCUUAAACAUGAUACUUACUAUAUUUUUUGGGUUCAUACACCAAGGCGGUUUAUACCCAUUCGCUAAAAGCUUGCACCAUGAAAUAAAAAGUAUGUACGGAAAUCACUUUCACGUUAUUACAACACAUAGCUACAGUAUACCGACAUACCUUCUCCAAUUGGAAAGUACAACUAGGGUUUACAAGGACAAGAAGACAGGACAUAACUACAGACUGGCUCCAACUACGUUCAUACAUAAAUAUGGUUCAAUGUCCAUGAAGGAAUUGUUUAUGAGAGUUGAUGAUGUAUUGACCAAUGCUGAAAUGUUGUUACAUAAACGUAAAAGACAGUAUAGAUUCUAUAUUGCAUCGCCGUGCUCUCUAGAAGGUAAAAUAAGACAAGAAGCAAUUAGGUACAACUAUAUUCAAUUGAACGAAGAGUUUACAUACUACCCUCAUUUUUGUUCUGAAGCGUUUCCGGAAUUUCCAAAUGUACAUGAUCAGUUCUGCCUUGAACAUAGUUUUCUAAAUACUAAUCAAUCUCAAGCUGUAGAUCUGACAAUGCUCCAAAGAAUCUCAUGUUUUUUUAAAAGGUUUUGCCUAAGAAUUUAUCGAGUGAGCCCUAGUAUUAAGUCAUAGCUGUUUUCUUUUUUAAUUUUUAUGUUAUUAAUAUUGUAAAGCUCAGGUAUCCAAAGGUUUUGCUGCAAUGUUAAGUUAUAUGCAUAGACUUAUAAUACUCGUUAUAUGGUAAGUUUUUCGAAUUAGGCUGUGAUUUGUAAGUUUCCUUACUACACACAUUUUUGGAAAUUUCCAAACAUACAUGAACACAAUAUGAAUCAAUUAUUAUUUAAUCUCAAGCUGUAGAUCUGUCAAUGCUCCAACGAAUCUCAUGUUCCUUUAAAAGAUUUUGUCCAGAAUGUAUGGAAUGACUCCAACUAUAAUAUUGUUUUUCUUUUGUAAUAUUUUAGUAUUGUUAAUAAGGAAUAUGAUUAAGCGGUAUUCAAAGGACCCAAAGGUUCAGCUGCGAUGUUAAGUUAUAUGGUAUUUUUGAAGUAGGUUUUGACUUGAAAUUUUAUUUUCAUGACCUUUAAAUGAAAUGACCAUGAAAUCCAUACUUCCGUACUAAUAUUAUAAAUGCGAAAGUGUGUCUCUCUGUCUGUCUGCUACGUUUUCACGGCCCACCAGUUUAACUGAUUCUGACGAAAUUUGGUACAGGGUUAGCUUAUAUCCCGGGGACGGACAUAGGCUACUUU